Molecule: messenger RNA, 1131 nt
Organism: Biomphalaria glabrata
Lineage: Eukaryota; Metazoa; Mollusca; Gastropoda; Planorbidae
Exons: 1
Coding region: 1-1131 (376 amino acids)
Cellular component (GO): membrane
Source: RefSeq, a predicted model, not a curated record
AUGGCGGACACAAACAAUACUAGUGUGUAUAUUAAUGGUGACUGGAUCAACGAGUCUGCUUCUUAUUUCAUAAGCGUAAUUGUUUUACAACUUUCAAUCAAAGUCCCCGCAAGAGUGUUUGGAAUGGUCACUAACAUUAUGGCACUGGUCACGUUUUGCAGAAGUGGUCUGAGCGAUGGUAUAUCUGUUUGCUUCAUGGCCUUGACCUUGUCCGAUAAACUGUGCCUUCUCUCGAAUCUCCUGGCUUCCAUAUUGGGAUAUUUAGACCUAGAAGUCCGUGUCAAACCUUACAUAGACCUGUACUACGUCAGCUACAUCUUUCCAUUCUACGGUCUCCUGUUCUACAACAUCUCCACAUCAAUCACAGUGUUUCUAGCUAUACAAAAAUGUUGCUGUAUUUCUUUACCUUGGAACUUCAAAAGUUACUUUUCAAAACGUCGCUGUGUGGCUGCAGUCUGUUGUAUCUAUCUGUCAGGUUUUAUUUUGUACGUUCCGUUUACAGCUACAGCGUUCCCUUUCGUGGAAGCCUUUGAUUUGACCACGAACUCGACCAGACUGACCUUUGCAUGGUCAGCAGUUUACUUACAAGACGUUUUCCCCGUGCUCAAAGCUAUCAACUACAUCUCUAUACCUUUUAUAGCUGAAAUCCUUGUGUUGAUAAGCACUGUUGUAUUAGCCACUAAACUGAAAGAAUCGGUCAAGUUUCGUGACUCGAUGUCCGGAAAGACAAUUACAACUCGAAACUCAGGCAAUUGUUAUUGUUCGCCGAGUCUUCUAAUUCACUCCCCUGAAACAUCCAAUUUCUCAACGCAUUCGGUGGCCCAAAAAUAUAAGAUUAAAAACUACAAGGCGCAGCCAAUGACAACCAAGGAGUUGAGAGCAACUCAAGCUGUGAACGUCGUCGCCAUUUUGUUCGUUGCCAGCAACUCUCCGGACGUCAUUGUGUACUUGGCGUCACUUCUGUCACCGAAAUUCUCAGCUUUUGGUCUUUAUCACAACACUUUUAAAUUGUGCAUUGAACUUCAGGAUCUUCUUCACGUCUGUAACCUAUCAGUGAAUUUGUUUAUUUACUUAAAGUUCAACACUAAGUUCUAUAAAACUUUCAAGGCCUUGAUUCUUCAGAGUGGUUAA